CAACUUCAGCAAUGAUGGACGUGUACGAUGCUCAAAUGCUGGACUACUCGGACAUAGAUGUCCAGAUGUAUACCACUGUCUCCUCCCCAAAGCCUUGGCCUCAUAUCGAAGCAAUCAUGGAAGACGACGUCAAUCCCCACCCUCUUGCAAUCACUGCGACUCCCUACCCUCACCAGGAAGACGUAGAGAUCGACAUGGAGCCCGAGUAUACCGACGCCGUCGAGUAUGAGAUGGCUGAUGAUGGCGAUUUUUCUGUCCCCGGUGGCGGCGAGUUGGUAGACGUCGAUCUCUACGACGCUUCACUGAUCCCUGAAGCAGAUAUCACCGAUGCAUCUGUCGUACCUCUGUACGAUUUAUCAUCUAUGCUUCCGCUUGAGAGCUCGAUGGGCGAGCAGAUCGUCUCUUCCUCAGAAAGUGCAGACUCACUAGCCCCAGCUCCUGCGGAGCCAAUCAUAGGCCACCCGGAUAUUUCCCUGCCGCAGACUGAAGUGACCACCGUUCUUCAGCCUGAUCCUCCCAAAACCGAUCUCUCGCACAUCAUACUCCAUACCGAAGAAUCGGGAGAAGCCGUCCUUCCUGAGAAACAAACUGAGAUUCAGCCUCCCGUACUCGAGUCGGAAGCUAUCCAACUACCAUCUAGCGAAUCAGCACAGCAGAACGGUGUUGACGAACAUCUUGUCCUGCACCAACCUGGUGACGACAUACUCGAAAAUGGUCACAUAUCGCUUGAUGAUCAACAUGUUGUUACUUCCUCAUCUGAACUACCGGAAAGUGAGGCCGAGCCUUCCACCCAUCUCUCGGAGCAUCUGGCGGCUCCCCCAUCUCAUAUUGAGGAUCACGACGCACAAGCAACCCUUCAAACCGACCCCGAGACUGAUUCGUAUGCUGAAGCCGCGAUUGGCGACGAGCUCACUGACGACGUUGACCCCCACGAGAUCUCUGAGGGCGUUUACAUCGACCCUCCACCCCCAGUUCUUUUGGAGCUACCGUCAUCUUCGGGACAACUUGAGUGCUGUCUUUUCAAUGCUCCUGCUGCAAGCCACCAGAGUCCACGUCCUGGCAGUCCCCAAGAAGACCAACAACGCUUUGCAAUUCUUCUUCAGCAAAGACCAACUUUGUACUAUGAACGUUUAUCAGACGUUUUUGCCGCCUUGCGCGAGGAGGAGCGUAUUCAACGUAUCCACGAAUUCACCGACGGCGAAAUGGUCUUGGAUGCGUACGAUAUACGGCUUGUGAUUUCUGAAGAUAACAUAUAUGCGCGUGAAGUAACUUUACAUGACUUGAAUGUUUUGCAUGACGGCUCAGAUUUAUCCGGCCCCCUUCGCCUUCGUCUCUUAUCCGUCGUACCAAGGUUUAUUGACCGUUACCGGUCACUCAAGGAUCAAAUCGACAGACUCAACCUUGCAGAUGAUAGUGACCAUGUCUAUGACCCCAUACCUGAGCACGAGUAUUAUGAGCCUUCUCCAAAUGACGAUCACCCUCAUGAAGAGGGGUAUUCAGAACUUUCGGAAGAUGACGAACAAGAAGGUGAUCAAGAAAGCGACAAUGACGCGCAUGAUGACCAAGGCGACGCUGAAGCACACUCGUUGGAACACGACAUACCUGCGGAGGCCGAACAACAAGCACAGGAUGAAGGUGACAUUCCGUAUCAAUCAUCAGAACAGUCUGGCUUCCACGAAGUUGUGGUCGAGGAGGCUGGCGCACUCGAGCAAGAAGGCGACGAUGAAAGCUUGGCUGCUGCUACUUCCGCCGAGAUCACGACAGUCGAUGACGAAUUGGACUCCUCAGUCAUUCAUCGCACCGCUGACACUGAUGUUCCUGUCUCUGGAGAUCUUCAGAGGACGGAAUAUGUGGAAUACUCCGAACCUCAUGAGGAUGAUGAGGCGACGGGUGAAGCGCCACUUACUGAGCCUACAGACGAGGAAGCCGUUCUUCCUGAAUUCGAGGGUCAUCUAGCAGAAUACAUCGACGCGCCUCUGGAGACCUCCCCAGAAGAGUUUCCAGUCUCGUCUGUUGACGUCAUAGGCGAUGAACUCGCUGAGCCGCACACGGACCUUGCAUCGAAUGCGGCUGAAGUACUAAUUGACGAUUAUCAGCAUGAUGGAUCUUACUCUGACAAUGAAGCAGAGGAUGAUGGUGAUGACUUCGAAGAACAUCUCGAAGACGAUCAAACUGAUGAAACCGCCUCUGGGACUGGGGCACGUUCUGUAGAAUCAAAUCACAGCGCAACUGUCGGCCAACAUACAGACGUGCGAACUUAUGCAGAUCAUGAAACUGACUUUAUAGCGAAUCUUGUUGAUGAUAUUGGCCAGUCAGGUGGGCUUGACGAAGACUGGCAGGAAGAUGCUUUAGAGCUCCAAGUUUGGGACGAGACAUUCGAUGAUGGUGGUGAUGAUGAUGAGCUCCAAACAGAUGGAGAGCCAGAUACGUUAUCCACGGAUGCCUCGACACUAUCCAGCAAAAUGUCAUCAAAAAGAGGAUUUGACGAAGUUGAUCCAGAGGCCGCAGUAGAACCAACGAGCGAGCGGGACUCAUCACCCAAACGUGCGAGGAUUCAAUAACUGGAUCAGUCUCCACAGAAGAUGCUCACAGCCCGAGUAUCGUUCCUCGAAUCUCCUAGCAGCCACGACUAUGUCCCGACUGGAGCCCUGGUUCAGCAGCCAGAUCUUCAUUCCACCCUCAGCAUUUUUUGACCCACGCAGUAUUCAAGGUAUAGGUGCAUAUUUCCCGCAAUCACUACCCAGCAUUUUUCCGGUUUGAUUUUACUUUAUCGUAUUGGACCACUGACCUUUUCAGCAUAUCUUGCGGCGGACCUGUUCGCCAUUGUUGUUCCGACUCUUUGGGAGUGGAUGGUGUGCUAGUGUAGUGUUUGGCUAGUUAGGUGUGCAGGUUCAAGCUGUGCGUGAGCUGGUUGUCUGUAUCAUAUCUGCGAGGAUACGGUUCAAAGGGCAUUGCUCGAGAAGUAAAAUAUUGAUUUAUUUCAUUGUCGGGUCUGUAAUCUGUGAGCGUAAUAGCACGCACAAUCCUCAUAUUU
Molecule: messenger RNA, 3034 nt
Organism: Heterobasidion irregulare TC 32-1
Lineage: Eukaryota; Fungi; Basidiomycota; Agaricomycetes; Russulales; Bondarzewiaceae
Exons: 7
Coding region: 12-2561 (849 amino acids)
Source: RefSeq, a predicted model, not a curated record